Molecule: messenger RNA, 1929 nt
Organism: Entamoeba dispar SAW760
Lineage: Eukaryota; Evosea; Mastigamoebida; Endamoebidae
Product: T-cell activation Rho GTPase activating protein, putative
Exons: 2
Coding region: 1-1929 (642 amino acids)
Biological process (GO): signal transduction
Molecular function (GO): GTPase activator activity
Source: RefSeq, a predicted model, not a curated record
AUGAAAAAGAGAGGACAUGAUAAGUCUAUUCAAGCAAUUGAAACCAAAAGACAACAGAUCCCAAAAGUUGUUUCGUUUUGGGAAAAACAACGUUCUUUUGCAAAUAUAUUUAAUCAAAAGAUAUCCGAGUUAUGUGAUUUAAUGAAAAGUCAUGCAGAUUUUCUUGAAACAGCAACGAUUCAACAAAUUACAGGUUUUGAUAAAAGUUGUUAUUCAGAAACAUUAUUAGAAUCUUUUGUUUUUAUAACAAAUAGUUUUGAAGCUGCUGGGCAAGAGAUUACUACUACUUUUGGAAAAACUGAUGAAAUAAUUUUAUAUUUGAAACAAAUCAAAAAACUUUUUGAGAAAAAUAAGAAUCCAGAAACAUUAGUUUCCACAUAUUAUAAAAUGACUGAAAGAUUAAAGUGGGAAUCACCACUUCUUUUUACUAACAUCUUUCAUGCAUUUCAAACAUUAUUUUCCAUUGGUGAUUUAUUUUUUAGUUGCAAUGAUACUUUGACAAUGAUUACUGAACAAGCUCAAAAAGCAAAACAAAGUUAUAUAAUUAAAAACGUAGAGCCAAAACCAAAUGUAUUAUAUUGUGGAAGAAGUUUAAAAGAGAUAUUAGACUCUGAAGGGAGAUAUUAUUAUCAAUUACCUCGUAUAAUAGAAAAUAUUUUAGUUUAUUUAUACAACAAAGGAUGCACUACCCAUGGAAUUUUUAGAGAAACUACUAAUGCAAGUACUAAGGGUGUUGAAGAAAUUUACCACCGAAUGGGUGUUACUGAUUUUGAAGACCUUCCACCUGAUGUUGUUGCUAAUGUAUUUAAAAAAUUUUUAAGAGAAAUGAAAGAAAAAGUAUUUCCUUAUGAGGUUUCAAUGUAUUUAUUAAAAGAAUGGCAAAAAGGAAGAGCAAAAACAAGGACAACUUCAGCAGAAAAAAGAAAAAUUAUUCUUGAGGCUAUUAGAAAGAUGCCAUUAGAAAACGUUACAUUAUUAAGAAGUAUUUUAAAAUUAUGUAGUAAAAUUGAUUCAAUGUCUGAUAUAAAUGCAAUGACUAAUAAAAAUUUAGCUGUUUGUUUAGCACCUACUUUAAUGACAAUUAGUGAAGAUGUGAAUUCAAAAACACUUGACUUAAAAUCUGGAGGAGAUGUUGUUGGAUGUAUUGAGAUUAUUACUUUUAUUUUCAUUGACUAUCCUCAUAUUUAUCCAAAUGACGUUGAUGUUAAUGUUACUCGUAGAUCAAGGAGAAUGUCUCAAAGACUUGUUACUUGUCUUGCUGAAGGAAUGAAUGAAGAAGAAGAAAUUUAUAAAGGAAUUGAACAAAUAAGGAAUAAAGGGGAAGGGGUCCAACAGACAGAUAAUAAAAAAGAAGUUAUAACUCAUCCCGUAAUGCCUAAACCAUUGUUAGAUGAUAUUAGAUCAUCCACUGGUCAAAUUAAUCAGUUAAAAGAUAUAAAUGAAAUUCAACCUUCAGCACAAUUAACUCCAUCACAAAAAGAAACUCAACGAGAUUGUCAAAAAGUGAUAAUAAGUAAAACUCAAACCCAAGAAGAAUCUAUUCCAAAACCUAUUGGUAAGAAGUCUAAUAUUAACGAUGUUCAUGUUCAAUGUUGUGAUGAUACAAAUACAAACAAAAGUUCAAUUCCAAUACAAUUAACAGAUAAUUUUGUUGAACAGAGCAAUGGAAGUAGCACUUUAGGAAAUCAACCUAAGACAAUAAAACCAUGUAAGGAAGUUCACAAACUACCAAAUAAAAAAUUACCAGUACCACCUCAGAAAUGUGUUGAUACACAACCAAUAGAAUAUAAUGAGGUAAUACCACCUCUUAGUACGACUCUUUCUUCUCAACGAUUAGAAGAUGGAACUUUACAACCACCACCUGUCCCACCAAGAAGGUCUCCUAAGCCUAAGCCAUGUAGUUAUGCACCCCCAGCUGAUUUUGCUUGA